Molecule: messenger RNA, 1203 nt
Organism: Pogona vitticeps (central bearded dragon)
Lineage: Eukaryota; Metazoa; Chordata; Lepidosauria; Squamata; Agamidae
Source: RefSeq, a predicted model, not a curated record
AAUGGGAGGCAUGCGUCCCACUCUGAAACUGGUGAUCCAUGUAUGGUUGGUAGUGCUCCUGGGAGGAUUCUUUGAUACCUGUGAAGCAGGGCCCUGGUGCUAUGACAAACCAUCCUGUGGUCCAAAAACAUGGGCUUCCCUUGGUUAUUGCAAUGGCAAGAAACAGUCUCCUAUUAACGUCAUCACAGAGAAAGCUGUCCCUGAUGCCCGUCUGGGUCCUAUUCAUUUUGUUGGAUAUGAAGACCGUUUGAAGCCACACCUCCUUAAGAACACAGGACAUACUUCCGAGGUUGAAAUGAAGCCAGGAGCGACCAUCUCUGGUCUUGGCCUUCCGGGAACCUAUAACCUGAAGUCCUUCCAUUUCCAUUGGGGCACUCUUAACCACCGAGGCUCCGAGCACGCCAUCAAUGGCGUGCACUAUGCCAUGGAGCUUCAUAUAGUUCACGUAAAAAGCAACCUGACUCUUGAAGAAGCAAAAAAAGAUCCAGAAGGAAUUGCUGUCCUGGCAUUCUUCAUAAAGAAGUCAAAGAAUGCUUCUGCUAUCAACGCAUGGAAGACACUAGGAGACUUCAUGGAAGCAAUUCCGGAGAAAGGUGACUCUGUGCCUCUGAAUGGUAAAUUUUCUCUAGGGGGUUUAUUGAAUAUGGCAGAUGUAAGCACCUAUUACCGCUACCAUGGCUCUCUCACCACUCCCGGCUGCAAUGAAGCUGUGAUCUGGACUGUCUUCCCCGAGCCCAUUGAGAUGAAUCAGAAAACGAUGAAGAAAUUCACCAAUUCGCUCUACGUCUCCACCAAAAGGGAAAACAGGCUGCUGCAGAAGAACUAUCGCCCUCUGCAACCACUACGCAAUCGCAAAGUCUUUCUCUUCAAGGAAAAUUAAACUCCAUAUUAUCCAGACUAGUGCUCUUCUUCAAAGGAGUUUUGAGCCUGCAUGAAUAUGUGUGUCUGUCUGGACAUUCUCUCUCUCUGGAUGCCCAUCCUUAUUGCUGGGGUUGGCAACUAUCAUGAUUUAUCUCCACAAAUCUUUCGCUGUGUCAACUAGUUGUUCUUUAUUAAGGCCUGGCCAGUUUCUGAUGUUACUCAUCGAAUAAGUUUUACCUCUUCCAUGUUUACCUUCGCUGAACUCUUCCCUUCAAUGAGGUAUUUAAGUAUAGCGUACUGUAUUUGUUGUGAUGAAUUAUAUCUCCAAGAUAUGACUCAUUU